Molecule: messenger RNA, 642 nt
Organism: Yamadazyma jaroonii
Lineage: Eukaryota; Fungi; Ascomycota; Pichiomycetes; Serinales; Debaryomycetaceae
Source: the annotation of a GenBank genome assembly
AUGACCUUAGAGAAACAAUCAUUUGAAGGGCUUAUGAGUUCAUUGAACUUAGAAGAAUUCCCAACUUAUGAGAUACACAACGAGUUAAAUUACAAUCAAUUAUCAAUAAUCAAAAAUAAUCUUGAAAUUCAACUUACUAGAUUAUUUGAAAUAUUACAGGAUUUCAAAUGUGACAUGGAAACGCCAUUGAUCAUAAAUGGGUUUCCUAGAGAUGAUAUUGAUGUUGUAAGUGUAAGAUUGAUAAGAGUGAAAAUAAUAAGAUUAAGAAAUGAUCAUAAAUAUUUAUUAUCGUUAAUUGAAGAGAAAUUAAUCAAUCAGUUUAAUAAUCCAGAUGAUAUGGAACCUUCAAAAGUAGUGGAGAUUGAUUCAGAUAUACCUUUUGCCAUCAUCGAUGAAGUUAUCGAUCAAAGUCCUUCACAUAAAGCAGGAUUGAAGAAAGGGGAUAAGAUUGUCAAAUUCGAUAAAGAUAUUAAUGCUAUGAAUAAUGAUAAAUUGAUGAAACUAGUCCAUAGGGUUAAGACCAAAGUAAAUGAGGCUAUUGAAAUAGACAUUUUGAGGAAUGAAAGAAUCAUUGUUGAAUUGGUACCCACAGAUCAAUGGGAUGGGAAAGGAUUAUUAGGGUGUAAGAUAUUACCCAUUUAA